UCUGCAGUUCUUAGUAUAACGCUAACAUACUCUGCUAGCUUUAAAACGUGUCGACGAAAUAUAUAGGAGAAGGUUCAAAAGGGACAUUAUAACAAUUGCGUCAAGCUUUAUUAAAAAAACGUCGUAGUUAUUGGCUUAGUUAUUAGCUGCUGAACGUCAUAUUAGCGGAGGGCUGAUGACAGCAGGCUAACGUGCUAGCAGUAAACGUGCGUCGUGCUAACAUUAUUUUCUCUAAUUAGUUAAUUUAUGGGACUUUACCAUGUCGUUGGCAUAAUGAAAGUCAAUACUAACAGUUAUGUAUAACGACAUAUAAAAGUGACGUAAGUAGCUCCGUUAAACGACGUGCGUGAGAGUGGAGACAUGAACAUGCCGCUCGGGAGGAACGGGUUCAUAGGGCUCGCUGUGGGAGCUACAGCCGGCUUGGGUUUGAUUGCCUUCAUCAUUUACAAAGAGAUCAGCAAGAGAAGAUGCCAGAGUUUGGUGAUGGAGGCCAGGCCAGCCGCCUGCCUGUUUGACGGGGCUGAUGGAGCCGCGCUGCUGCGGGAGACGCUGGGUGCAGAAGAGGCGGAGGCCCAGCAGCAGGCUCUGGCGGCGGUGGAGGCUGUGGUGCAGGGCCUGUCCCCGGAGCAGCAGCUGGAGCUCAGGAACCAGCUGGACCAGGUGCUGACCUGCGUGUCCUCGCUGCGCUCAGAGGUGGCCGAGCUGAGGGGGGGCCUGCAGGACAUCGCCCUGCAGAUCAUCCAGGAUGUCAAAAAGGGAGUAGAGGACAGCCAGCGGGUACGCAGGCGCCGUCACAUCCAUCGAGAACGCACCGACUCCAACAGCUCCAGCUCCAUCUACUUCACUGCCAGCCAGGGUGUGGCCAGCGCGUAUGAAGAGACCAGUGAAGGAGGGUACUCCACAGCCUACGCUGAGUCUGACUACACUGACCGAGACACUGACAAAGAGGAGGGAGAGAAAGAGCCUGAACAGGAGUCUGAGGAAGAGGAAGACCAGAGCUGCGCUACCGUCCUCACCCUCCGCCAGGAAGACUCCCAGGAAGAGGAGGUGGAGGAGGAGAGGGGGCUGGAAGAAGAGGAUGAGGAUGAGGAUGAAGAGGAGGGGAGGCUGCAGCUGGUGACUGAAGUUCCCAGUGGGGAGCUGGCUCUCCUCCUGGCACAGAGUGACAUCCUCCACACAGGAGACGCCAGCUUAAAAGCAGAGGGCUUUCAACUGCUGCUGGAAAACAGAGCAGAGUAUGGAGACAGCAGAGAGUUUCUAUGGCGAAUGGCUCGGGCCUACAGUGAUAUGUACGAGUCUGCAAAGGACAAACAAGAGAAGAAGAACUACGCACAACAAGGUCGAGAGGAGGCAGAGCUGGCCCUGAAGAAGAACGGCCUCAGCGCCGAGUGUCACAAAUGGUUCGCCGUGUUGACAGGACUGACCUCCCAGCAUGACAGCAUGCACAGCAAACUGAAGAGCAGCCACAUUCUGAAGGAACAUCUGGACCGUGCCAUCGCCCUCAGAGAUGAUGACCCCAUGUGUUUCUACCUGCUGGGCAGAUGGUGUUAUGAGGUGACCACACUUGAUUGGCUGGAGAAGAAGGCUGCUGCUGCUCUCUACCAGAGCCCCCCCAAUUCUACCCUGCAUGACGCCCUGGAGAACUUCCUCAAGGCAGAAGAACUCAGUCCAGGUUUCUCCAAGACUGUAAGAUUUUACAUUGCAAAGUGUCAUCAGGAGCUAGGGAACAUCUCUGAGGCAACAAAUUGGACGGAGCUGGCUCUGAAGAUGCCCUCUAACACCAAUGACGAUGAAGAAACGAGAAAACUGGAGGCUCAGCUCCGCGUCUUAACUGGCAAAAAAAUUUGAACUUAUUUUCUAGUGGGAUUCACGACGAAAGCACUCAGCCGAUGCCACCGAUUGGCCAUGUCAAUGCUGCCCAUCUCUGAUCAUCCAAUCAGACAAGUACUACAAUUGUGGCACACUAAUAUCUUUUCCCUUCACUGGUGAAUAUCUUUGUUAUACUGUCACUGUGAAAUGAUAUUGAGUUUAUUAAUAUUUAUUUAUUUUGCAGACUUUCAAAUGGCUUAACUGAGUCACUAAGGAAUAUAUAUUGUAUAUCUAACUUUUUUUAAUUGUUUGUUUGUCUUGAACUGAUAAUCAAGUCAUUAAAACACAAGGUGGUUUUAGUUUUUCAGCACAUUUGUCUUAAUUGAACAGGCAUAUUUAAAGGGUCAGUUCAACCAAAUAAUUACACGUGGAUUCUACUAUAGUGUGUGGUUUUAUUUGUGCAGGUUUCGCCUUCACCCUAAAUACACUAGAGGUGGAUGGGAAUGAGUUUGUGCUAUUUGAGUAAUAGAUAUAUUUCUACUCAGCUCUAAUUGAGGCGGAGACAGAUAUCUCUGCGUCUAGAGAAAGAUGGUAAGAGAUGUGUUCAUGGUCAUUUGGGAGGAUCAGUCCAGUUACUGUAAUUAGUCGCACUGUCAGAAGAACAUAUCAAUGAAUUUAAGGGAGCAGAAGGUUGUCUAAGAGGAGAUUCAACCUACAAUGAGGGGGGGGUGGGACUUAGGAAUUUUACAUUGUGUGUGUAAUGUUAUUUAUGCAGGAAAUAUGUUGGACUGUGUUGGAACGUGGAGCAUGUAGUCCAGUUUGAUCAGGAAUGUGAGAAGAGCUUUAAGGGAGGUGAAAGAGGGAGUAGAGAACUUCACCUUCAUUCUGCCGGAGAUAAAUGACGCUUCAUUUGAUGUAGAUGUAGUGUUUUGAUCAAAAUAAGUCUUCAAAUGUAUUUAUUUUUAUUUAAAACUAUAAAUCAUGUCAUUUCCCCUAUAGAUUAGGAAACUGUAGUGGAGCACACACAGUACACUGACAAUGUAAGGAGAUUUCUGAUUGGUUGUGACUGACGUGUUCAAAUGUUCCUGUACUUUUUCCUUUGAGUGUGUUUUGCUGCCUUCUGAUAUUUGAGUGUUUUUACAUUCCUGUUAUUUUCUGAAGUGAAAGCUGAGAUACAGUUUGUUAGAUUACUUUAACGGCACUUUGUUUUCUCCAUUUAAUUUAUUGUGUUGAUUUUAUUUGAGCUCACUGCUUUAAGAUAAGUGUUCCUGUCAGUGGAUAUCAUGUUUUAUGAAAAUGAUGGCAUUCCCUAAUUAUUCUGAUCCUAUGAUGAAAAGUGAAUAUGCACUAAAGUG
Messenger RNA from Scomber scombrus (Atlantic mackerel), 3164 nucleotides. RefSeq names its product regulator of microtubule dynamics 3 (gene rmdn3). Gene Ontology annotation, molecular function: microtubule binding. The transcript has 12 exons. Gene Ontology annotation, cellular component: cytoplasm; spindle microtubule; mitotic spindle pole. NCBI's taxonomy places the organism in Eukaryota, Metazoa, Chordata, Actinopteri, Scombriformes, Scombridae. The record is from RefSeq and is a predicted model, not a curated record. Bases 361 to 1848 code for a protein of 495 amino acids.